This is a messenger RNA of Xiphias gladius (swordfish), 4246 nucleotides long. RefSeq names its product retinoic acid induced 14 (gene rai14). The transcript is spliced from 21 exons. Gene Ontology annotation, molecular function: actin binding. The record is from RefSeq and is a predicted model, not a curated record. Bases 361 to 3417 code for a protein of 1018 amino acids. Lineage: Eukaryota; Metazoa; Chordata; Actinopteri; Istiophoriformes; Xiphiidae.
GCGGUCACGAGAGCACUGGGAGAGUGACGUCACUUUCCUAAACCGGGCAACAGCCGUUGAGUUGAGUCGAGUCCCGAGCGAGAGGCAGGCGAGAGUCUGUGAACAGCUCAACUUUUAAUGUAUGCGAGCCGAGUCGGGCCAGUGUGUAGCCACGGGCGCACUGUUUUCUUCUCCUUUAUGCAUCCUCCUACUCGACAUAGCUUAACAACAGCUCGCUGUUUUCUCACCGGUUCGGUAGCUCGUCUGGUUUGGGCAGAAAAAGCGGUUGUGUGACAGUUUCUUUUAUGUGUCCAGCCCUCCUCCGACUCCAACACAUAACAGGCCUUGACUAAGUGAGUGACUGCAUGGACUGGACUGAACAUGAAGAGCCUUAAAGCCAAGUUUAGAAAAACUGAUGUCAAUGAGUGGAACAAAAAUGACGAGCGCCUGCUUGCUGCUGUGGAGCAUGGCGAGUUGGAGAAGGUUGCAUCACUUCUCGCCAAGAAAGGUGCCAGUGCUGUAAAGCUGGACAACGAGGGCAAAUCAGCCCUUCAUGUAGCAGCUACACGCGGUCAGACAGACUGCCUUUCUGUCAUCCUGGCCCACGGAGCAGACCUGUCAGUCACUGAUGCUGCAGGCUUCAAUCCAUUACACCUGGCUGCCAAAAACAAUCACAUUGAGUGCUGCAAAAAGCUCCUUCAGAGUAAAUGUCCUAUCGAUGCUGUAGACAGCUCAGGAAAGACUGCCCUGCAUCAUGCUGCUGCCACUGGGAACAUCCAGACCGUCCAGCUGCUGUGUGAACUCAAAAGUCCCGUCAACCUGAAAGAUGCAGAUGGACUCACCUGCCUGCUGUUGUCAGCCAAACACGGUCAUGCUGAAGUAUGCAGCACUUUGCUGGACUGUGGUGCUGAAAUCAACGCUUCUGACAACAGUGGCAGGACAGCCUUGAUGCUGGCCAGCGAGUUCAACACAGUGUCUGUUGUUGAAGUCUUGGUUCACCGAGGAGCAGAUCUGUCAGCUGUGGAUUCACAAGGCCAUGAUGUCCUAUACUAUGCCAAGCUGUUGGGCAACUCAGAAGUCAAAACUGCCCUCACAGCAGCCCUGAACAAACAGCAGAUUUCAGAUACAAAGUCUCUUAAAAGUCCCCAGCAUGAUCAAGUAGCUAAGCUAAGUGAUGAACGGAUCACAACUCCCAAAAAACGAAAAGCACCUCCACCUCCUAUUAGCCCACUGCAGAGCUCUGGACCCUCCUCUCCUUCACUCAUUACCUCUACUGGGACCCCUGCAUCUGACAAAAGUGACACUCCCAAGAGAUUCAACUACAAGGAGGAUGAGGUUAGAGGAACGGUGCUGAAAGAAGAGGUUGAGAAGCUCCAUGAGGAGAGAAACAUGUUGCUGGAAACAAUCGAAGACCUGAAGCAGACCGUGGAGCAGACAGUGACUGGUCCUGAGCUGGAUACAAAGGUUGAGCACAAUUUUACAGCAUCUGCAGCUCUGGUUUCUACCCUGCAAGCCAAGAUUACCACUCUUACUUUGGAGAACCAGCAACUUGCAAGCAAACUUAAGAAACAUCCAUCCCUCCAAGGAAACGAAGACCUGAAGGAGACCAGUCGUCCGAACAGCAUGGCCUCCAAUUCUUCCUUCCACUCCACCCAGGAUGAGUUUGAUUUACUGCCACCAGUCCCCUCCACUACCCAAGUGGAAAGGGAGGAUGGUUCAGUAGGUGUUUCUGUCAGACGGGAGGAAGAAGAGAGUGAGGGAGGGAGAGGAGGGAGCAAAGAGGAGAUCAGGCUUUUGAGACAGGCAUUAGAGAGCGUUCAGAUGAAACUGCUCGAAACCAGGAAGGAAAACCGCUCACUUCAGGCUCAGCUGAAACCUGAGAGAGGCAGAGAAAGAGAAGAGGAUGAAGGAGUGAGGGAGAAGGGAAGAGAGGAAGAGUUGGUGGAGAGUCUAGCAGAGCUGCAGGCGAAGCUGACAGACACUCAGGAGAGGUACCACCAAGCUGUGGAGGAGGUUGAAGAGCUGAGAGCAAAGAUGGGAAGAGAAGAAGGUGAGCUGCUGGAGGAAGAGGAGUUCCAGAGAGGUAUAUCAUCCACACUUGAACAUGAAGUAAAACAGCUGAAGGCUCAGCUCAUCCAAUCGGGAUCUGAACAAGAGAAAGCAGCUCAACGAAUUGGACAGCUGGAGGAGGCACUGAGGAGAACAGAGGAGGAAAGACAGAGCGUAAAGGAGAAGGAACAGAGGAGUGCAAAGACUGAGGGGCUGUACAAGGAGGCACAGGAAGAGAUUAGGAUGCUCCAGGAGGCUCUGAGGGGCACAGUGCCUGUUGAGGCCGCAGCCAAAGACUUUGAAGAAAUGAAGGCUGAGCUAAACGAGGUAAUUGUUGGGCUGCAGCGUCGCUUGCUGGAACUCUCACACUCCUACAGCGAAACCAAGAAUCAGCUAAGUGCUGCUCAGAAACAGCUGGCUGAGGCCCGAGCUGAGAGCAGUGCUCCAUCAUCUCCCUCUUUGGAACAACAACAGCAGCAAAUCCAGGUGCUAAACAGCAGGGUGGAGGAGCUGCAGACUUUGCUAGUUGACACAGAGAAGAAGUAUUCGGCUGCUCAGGAGGAGAUUUCAGCGCUGAGGCAGGAGGCAGAGGCUCAGGCACAGAGCUCUGUGGCCCUUGCCGAUCACACACAGGUGAUGUCAUCUCUGGGAAAUGCCAUCAAAGAGUUGGAAAGCCAGUCAGAAGCCCUGAAAGAGCAACUACACCAGAAGACCUUGCAGGUGGAGGCUCUUCAGAACAGACCGAUGGCAGAAAAAGAUGUCAACCCAGAUGAUUCAGUCUCCCGUCCGGAGCAUGAGACCAUGCGAGAGCAGCUAGAGGGUGAAGUGAACCACCUGACGCAGCUCCUCCAGGGGGCCCUCAGGAAACAGGAUGAGAUGGCUCUGGAGGCUGCUGAUGCCUGGCAGAAGGCACGGGAAAAUCGUGCAGAGCGGGAAGCCCUGCAGGAGCUAGUGAUGUCGAGGGAGAAGGAGAACCAGACGCUGUCCUCCAGGCUGGCUGAGGCCCAGGACGCUGUGUGUCAGCUCAAACAGCUGGUGGAGAACCACGUCGCCUCUGAAAGAGAAAAGAACAAGAGGAUAGAUGACCUGUCACGGGAGGUGGGGAAGCUAAAGGAUGCCUUAAACAGCCUGUCACAGCUCUCUUACAGCGCCAGUUCCCCCUCCAAGAGACAGCAGCAAAACCAGCAGCUGGAGACGAUGCAGCAACAAAUCAAACAAUUGCAGUACCAGCUCGCGGAGUCAAAGAAGCAGCACCAUGACAUAGUGUCAGUCUAUAGGAUGCACCUCCUUUAUGCUGUCCAGGGUCAGAUGGACGAGGAUGUCCAGAAAGCCUUGAAGCAGAUCCUGAUGAUGUGCAAGAUGCCAAGCCAAGCCAAGGAGGCCUGCUGAGACACAAAGAGCCUGGUUUCCCAAGAGCAUGUCGUGACUGAAGUUGUAGUGAACUGCUGCUGUCAGCUGCAUCUGUCACCACAUGUCCUCCCGUCCGAAUUCACACGUUGCUUGUGCCGAUAACAAGCAAGGCCAACACAUGGUGCCUCUGGAUAAACCUUGAGUAUUUGUAAAUGAGAAAUAGGUUUACAAUUAUAUAUGUUCAUUGCCUUUGCUUUUGUCAUUUUGACCCAUUAAGAUCUAAAAUGUCAUCAAUCAUAUGAUAGAAGAUGUUUUUGGGAAACCCCAGCCCAGCUUUCAGAUACUGUACAUCAGCCAACUGACCAUUCAGAUGAAUGUAGGAGCAAGGGGGUUAUCUUUUGUGUACUAGCCAAACAUAUAUGUUCACAUAAACACUACACUGACAAUGUGCAGUAACUUUAAAUCACAUGCAGUUGCACAAGUGUGAAAAUGCAAACAUACAGUGUGUGUGUGCACUCAGACAUUAACAUACAUGUAUGCGCACGAAGUUUGAUAUGGUUUGUUUCUGUUACAACGUUGGCUUACAGAAAGAAAAGACUCAGUUGGCGCAGUUGUUAAUAGUAUCUAUUUUUGUGAUAAAACAGUGUUAGUCAAUUUUACUUGUCUAAAUGUUUCAUGGUUGUCCACAAUGUCCUGAUACCAUCUAAAUUAUUUGUGCCCUGAUAACAAUGCAUGUGACUUUGCUCAGCGCCAGCCCAAAUCACACAAAUGUGUUUUUUUGCCGCACUUCUAUGAAGAAAAGCAUGAUACUGUUUGUAUUGCUAUUUUCCUAUUAGCACAAAAAAUUAUAAAAAUGUAUUUUACUGAA